Messenger RNA from Hymenoscyphus albidus, 1868 nucleotides. NCBI's taxonomy places the organism in Eukaryota, Fungi, Ascomycota, Leotiomycetes, Helotiales, Helotiaceae. The record is from the annotation of a GenBank genome assembly.
CCAUCACCGAGACCCUCCCUUCCAGCAGCUUCGACUCUAUCCACAACAACACCACCAAGAACGGCGCUUCAUCAAUUUCCAAUCCCAUAACCACCACAUUCCGAGUCGCACAUUGUUCACGAUGGGGGAAGUACUGGCUGAGAACCCUGCGAACCAGGUCUUGCCGCACCGAAAGCAAAUGCCAUCCUCAAUACCAAAUGUCGAUUCGCUGGAAGGUCUAGGAACCGAUGGAUCUGACGAGUAUUCCACAUUAAAAAAGCUGCAGAGGCAUUUAGAGUGAGUUGGAACUGGCUGGAGCUGGUAACUCAAACUAAUAGAAUGUAGAUACAUCCAGCUACAAGAAGAAUAUAUCAAGGAUGAGCAACGGUUCGAAUGCCUGAUAUCCAUCUAACAUUCCGGCAGAUACUAAUUAUUCUCAGGAGUUUGAAAAGAGAGCUGGUCAGAGCACAGGAAGAGAUCAAGCGCAUUCAGAGUGUGCCAUUGGUAAUUGGCCAAUUUAUGGAGGCUAUCGAUCAGAAGUGAGACGACAAACAAAGCCCCCGAGCAUCCUGAAUCAACACUAACAAUUUCCUAGCACCGGCAUUGUACAAUCAUCAACAGGCUCUAAUUAUGUCGUCCGAAUACUUUCUACACUCGAUCGCGAGCUUCUUAAGCCAUCGUCAUCUGUUGCCCUCCACCGUCACUCCAACUCCCUUGUUGAUAUCCUCCCUCCAGAAGCCGAUUCCUCCAUCGCCAUGUUGGGCGCAGAUGAGAAGCCAGAUGUCACAUAUGCCGAUGUUGGUGGUUUGGACAUGCAAAAGCAGGAGAUUAGAGAAGCUGUUGAAUUGCCCUUGACGCAUUUCGACCUUUACAAACAAAUCGGUAUUGAUCCACCACGAGGUGUUCUCCUAUACGGUCCUCCCGGAACAGGAAAGACCAUGUUGGUAAAGGCAGUUGCAAACUCUACCACUGCAAGUUUUAUCCGUGUUGUUGGAUCCGAAUUCGUGCAAAAGUACUUGGGAGAAGGUCCUCGUAUGGUCCGUGAUGUUUUCAGAAUGGCCAGAGAGAACUCGCCGUCCAUCAUCUUCAUCGAUGAGAUAGAUGCCAUUGCGACCAAACGUUUCGACGCUCAGACUGGUGCAGACAGAGAAGUUCAACGUAUUCUUUUGGAACUUCUCAAUCAAAUGGAUGGAUUCGACCAAACCUCCAAUGUCAAGGUGAUCAUGGCCACCAACAGAGCCGAUACUCUUGAUCCUGCUCUUCUCCGACCUGGUCGUCUCGACAGAAAGAUCGAAUUCCCUAACCUCCGAGACCGAAGAGAGAGACGAUUGAUUUUUACCACCAUUGCCUCGAAAAUGUCCUUGUCACCCGAGGUUGACCUUGACAGUUUGAUUGUCCGAAAUGAUCCUCUAAGUGGUGCCAUUAUCGCGGCCAUCAUGCAGGAAGCUGGAUUGAGAGCGGUUAGAAAGAACCGAUAUAACAUUAUCCAAUCAGAUCUCGAGGAUGCAUACUCCAGCCAGGUGAAAGGUACACAAGAGGUAAGAGGUUUUCUCCAAAAUACCAAAUUCUUAAAAUUAGCUUCUAACAAAUUACUCAGGCGAACAAAUUCGAUUUCUACAAGUAGAGUAUUUUUGAUGCUGGUGCGGGAUUUGGAACAGGAGUUGUCAAACACGGUCGCCUUUUAAUGGGCAAGGCGACCUUGUAUUUGGAGCUCCUGGAAAAUGAAAUGGAAUGGAAUUGGCAAAAGAAAAGAGGUAAUAUUAGGGAAUGGCUAUGCCCUUACCUGUUUUUGUCAUUGGUGGUGGUGAGAAUAAGCGAGAUGCCGAACAUGUACAACAAAAGAAAUAGAGACACAAAACAUUUGUGACUACAAUUCUUCUAAUAUCGUU